UGUGUAACUGAGUUUGUAGCUGAACUUAAUGCCGAUAGAAAGCCCAAAGUAAAAAAAAAAAAAAAAUUUUUUUCAACUACUUCUUUAAAGCCAUGACUGAGUCAAUAAUAAAGCGUAGAAAAAUGCGCCCUAAUAACAUAAUUACCUUAGAGAAGGAACGAAAGAAGAAAGACAAACAACCGAAACUUUCUGAAGAAACGACAACACAACCUGCCAAAAAACACAAGUCUAAAAAAAAGAAGAAAAAGAAACAAAAGAUGUCUGCUUUGGAUAGUGACGAGACAGAUAAUGAAAAGACAAGAGAGAUGUCUGCUUCGGAUAGUGAUGAAACGGAUAAUGAACGAACAAAAAAGAAACGCACCAUACCCGAAUCUAUUUUGGAUAAAGAACAUAUGAGAAAGAAGCAUAAAUCAAAUACAACUGUUGUUGCCCAUCAAUCUGAUUCUGAUUCUGACGAAACAGAUAAAGAACAACCAGUGCCAUCUUUUGUUGAAAAAGGUAGUGUAGAACCUUGUGCCGAAAGAAAAGGAAAAUCAAAGAAAAAUCAAAAGAGUGAAAAGAGAAGCGAAAAGAAAGACAAAUCCACAGAAACAGAGCUUAGAAUCGAAACAACAAACCAGCAACCAGAAAAAAGCGCAAAAUCUAAAAUAAUAGAAGCCAAUCGCAUCUCAUCCAGAAGAAGAGUGAAAUGUGAUCCUGAAAAACCACCUCAGGUCAAUUACAGAAACAAGUUACUGGAUACUUUUGUGCCUGAAGUCAAAGAAGAUGAUUUUAUUUCUGAUUCAGACUCUGAAACUGAUUCAAAUGACGACUACGAAACAAAAGAGUAUCCACCAUGGCAAAGAACAUUGGGUUGGAAUCCUACACCUGAAGAAACACCUUGGCCUAAACAGAGAAGGCUGGGUUAUUCUGAUAAAGUGAAAUUAGAAAAGAGGAUCAAAAAGAUAUGUAAGCGUGAGAAUAUGACAUUCUCUCAAGCAAGAGAAAUCUUUUCAAGCAGCAAUCGAAAGCCUCAUAUUCGAUUCUUUCAGAAGAUUGGCAAAGUGUUCCCCAACAUGUCACUUCAUAUAUUGGCCAAGAUCUGUAAAGAAACAUAUCAUGAGAAGAGAAACAUUCAACCAUGGACACCAGAAGAAGCUGAAAAACUAAAAGAAUUACUCAAGAUUCAUGGCUGUCAUACGGCUAUCUUGUGCCAAUAUCUUAAUCGCUCACCCAAGAAUAUCACAGACUUCAUUUUUCAGAUGCGCAAUGUGCCUACAAACAAGGCUAAGCGAUGGACAAAAGAAGAAGAUCAGACAUUAGCAAGUGCAUUAGCAGCAGAGACAGCCAAAAAGGGUUCAAGAGUUUCUUUUCCUUUACUUGUACCUUACUUUAAUGGAGAAAGAACACAGAAACAAAUCUACCAACGAUAUAAUCUUAUUCAACACAGAAUUCGACCUGAUGGUACCUUAGUGGAAGACAGACGAGCUACACCUUAUGAAGAAUUGGAAUAUUUAGAAGACCUUUUAAAUCAAGUGAUAGAAUACAACCUGAUUGAGGAAUCACAAUUGGAUCUUUCUAGAGGAAAAGGCUAUGUGAAACGUUCAUUCUACUUGAAAAAUAGAGCGAAUAUUCCAGGAUUUGAAAAGAUGCAUGUAAAAGAACUCCUUCAAGUUCUUAUUGACAAACAACACAAAAUAAUUGAAUCUCGAAUUCAAGAAGGAUUAUUACCACCUCGAGAAGAAGAAUAAAAAAAAAAAACUUUUCUUUUUCUCUGUA
Molecule: messenger RNA, 1758 nt
Organism: Gilbertella persicaria
Lineage: Eukaryota; Fungi; Mucoromycota; Mucoromycetes; Mucorales; Choanephoraceae
Exons: 7
Coding region: 93-1730 (545 amino acids)
Biological process (GO): regulation of transcription by RNA polymerase II
Cellular component (GO): nucleus
Molecular function (GO): RNA polymerase II cis-regulatory region sequence-specific DNA binding; DNA-binding transcription factor activity, RNA polymerase II-specific
Source: RefSeq, a predicted model, not a curated record